GAAAACUAUGCAAUUUCAUGAAAAAUCGAUGAAAAUUUCGCAGCAACGAAAGUUUGAAAUUACAGUACUCCUCAAAGGUGCACACCACUUUUAUUCAACAAAAAUUUGUCGUGUCGAGACCGGGUACCGUAUUUUUGGUGGAAAAUCGGAAGAUAUCGCGUCUGGAAAAAAAUGUUCCGCUGGUUGUUCCAAAGUGAGGGUGUCACUAGAAGUUUCGAUACACCAUCAGAAACUCAAAGUGCACGUGAUGACAGAAAAACAAUCGGAGAUUAUGCUGAUAAUUUUCUUCUUUUUGAUCUCGUUAUGGGUGAAGUUGAAAUGGCUGUUAUUCGGUUUGAAAUUGAAAAAGAAGAAAAAGAAGAAGCCGAGAGAAAAGCAGAAAGACGCCCCGAUUAUUCAUGGCUCAUAUCUGGAAAUAUGAAUCGAGCAAGGAAACAACUUUCGAUUAAUGAGAAGAACAGAAUUGAAAACGCAUGUGAACGUCUAAAACCAUGUGAGUGGUCAAAAACAAUUGACACGUGGAAAAUAAAAACACAGAAUCCAAGUACUCGUGAUCAAAUCAUUGAGAAUUUUGUGAUAGCCACUCACGAGACAAUUCAAUCCAGAAAACAUGAGCCAACAAUCACUGAAGUUUUGAAAAAUUUUGCGACGGGAAGAUCUGGAAGUUUGCAUACGGUGAGCCAUGGAGAAUUGCCACGUGUCGGAUCGGGAAGAAAUAUAUCGGAACUUUCAUUCAUUGAAUUACAAGAAAUGGUAUAAAAAUAAACCGACAAUAUCUUAUUUUUCUAAAUUACUUUUAAUUUUUAUUCAAUUUUUGGAUUAUAAAUAUUUGUUCUUCACCAACUCCGGCUCGUUUUGCUUCUGUAAUAUACAUUUUUAAAUUGUGAUUACUGUAUUUGUAUGCCAAUAAAGUUUAUUUUGAAACAA
Messenger RNA from Caenorhabditis elegans, 927 nucleotides. It is a transcript of the gene rdl-1, whose product is annotated as Rentinal Degeneration 3-Like. Bases 172 to 759 code for a protein of 195 amino acids. The transcript is spliced from 4 exons. The record is from RefSeq and is marked reviewed. NCBI's taxonomy places the organism in Eukaryota, Metazoa, Nematoda, Chromadorea, Rhabditida, Rhabditidae.